Solanum stenotomum is the source of this 3332-nucleotide messenger RNA. Its product is annotated as disease resistance protein Roq1-like. Gene Ontology annotation, molecular function: ADP binding. Gene Ontology annotation, biological process: signal transduction; defense response. The record is from RefSeq and is a predicted model, not a curated record. The transcript has 5 exons. Lineage: Eukaryota; Viridiplantae; Streptophyta; Magnoliopsida; Solanales; Solanaceae. Bases 152 to 2941 code for a protein of 929 amino acids.
UUUUGGUCGAAGGACCAAGUUGUAAGUCUUCUAAUAAGGAAGAUGAUAAGAAGUUUCCCAUAAAAGACUAUGAAUUGUGAAAAAUGUUAAAGUCUUGCUCUUUAUUAUGUGUGUUUCUUGUUGUUUUAGUUUUUAGCAAUAUUUUUCGACAAUGUCUCAUGCUUCUUCUUCAAAAGUUUGCAAAUAUAGUGUUUUUUUGAGUUUUAGAGGUAUAGAUACACGUAAAACCUUUGUGAGUCAUCUCUAUAAUGCUUUAGAACAAAGAGGAAUUGAUGUUUUUAAAGACGAUGAGCGGUUGGAAACGGGAAAAUCAAUUCCUAAUGAACUAAUGAAAGCCAUAGAAGAGUCUAGAUUUGCCAUUGUAAUAUUUUCCGAAAGCUAUGCAUCAUCAAGAUGGUGCUUGGAGGAGCUUGCACAUAUUAUAAAGUGUCGAAAUGAAUUAGAUCAGAUAGUGAUUCCAAUUUUUUAUGAUGUAAGUCCAUCUGAUGUAAGCCAUCAAAACUCACCAUUCGCUGACUCGUUUUCAAAAUACAAAGAUGAUGAGUUGGAGAAGGUUCAAAGAUGGAGAGAAGCUUGUAAGGAAGCUGGGAAAAUAUCAGGAUACCAUUUACAAGAAUGCAAGGAUGAGGCAAAUUGCAUCAAGAAGGUUGUUGAUCACAUAUUACCAAACAUUAUUUCAACAGUUUCGGAAAGCUUAGUGGGUACUCAAAUUGAAAAAGUAAUCUCAUUAUUACAUAUGAAAUCUGAUGAUGUUUACUUCGUUGGAUUAUGGGGAAUGAGUGGUAUUGGUAAGACAGAAAUCGCGAGUGUUAUAUAUGAGAGAUACCGUCAUCAAUUUGAAGCUUAUUGUUUUCUUGGUGAUGUUGGAGAAAUGUACCGGAAAAAGGGACUUAGAUGGCUACAGAAAACUCUUAUCUGCAAACUAUUUGGAAAAAAGAUGAUUGUAACUAGUGAACAUGAUGGAACCAUAAUUAUAAAGAAUGGGCUUCGGUGGAAGAAAGUUUUACUCGUUCUUGACAACGUAGACCAUCUAAGUCAACUAGAGCUUAUAGUUGGAGGGACAGAGUGGUUUGGCAGGGGUAGUAGAAUUUUGAUUACUACGAGAGACAAACACCUGAUAGUCAGUCAUGUGAAGGAGGAUAAAGUAUACGAAGUCUUACUAUUAUCUGAGAACGAAGCUCUUGAACUGUUUUGCAUGCAUGCUUUCAAAAGAAAAUCUCCGGAGAGAGAUUUUAAGGUACUUUCAAAUGAAGUAGUGAAGUAUGCUGAUGGACUCCCUUUAGCUCUUAAAGUUUUGGGUUCUUCUCUUUAUGGACGAAACAAAGAGCAAUGUAGAGAUAUAAUUGAUAGAUUGAAAAAAAUCCCUAAUGAUGACAUUCUAGGAAAACUUAAGAUUGGUCUUGAUGAGUUGAAUAACGAUGAGAUGAGAACAUUCCUUGAUAUAGCAUGCUUGUACAAUCAUGAAUAUAGCUAUUACGUUGAACGAAUACUUAAGAGUUGUGGUAUUCACUUGAUAGGAAUAAGCUACCUCAUCGAAAAAUCUCUCUUAUGCAUCAGAUAUCACUCGUUUGAGAUGCAUAGCUUAAUAAGUCAAAUGGGUCAAAAUGUGUCAAGGGAAGAAUAUGCAAACAGCAGAGUAUGGCUUAUUGAGGAAGUUCAUGACCUUUUUGCUGGAAAGUUGAAAACAAAAAAGGUUGAAAGCCUACGGAUCCCAAAUGGUUACCGGUUUGAUGAUGAUCAUAUCAAUUAUAACAAGGUAUUCAAGAGAAUGCAAUGCUUACAGGUGUUGAUACUUCAUCGUAGAACUAUUUGCUCGGAAAACACUGUCACUUGUUUGCCUUCUAACCUGCGGUGGAUUGAAUGGCCGAACUAUCCUUCAAGUUCAUUGCCAGAGGAGUUUGAACCAUCACAACUCGUUGGGCUUUGUUUACGUGGAAGUUGUCUUGUUGAACUUUGGCCAAUACCAAAGAAACUGUGCAACUUGAAGUAUUUGAAUCUAAGCGAGAGCCUUGGGUUAACGAAGACCCCUAAUUUUGGUGAUAUGCCAAACUUGGAGACACUAAGUUUACGGAGGUGUGAGAAUUUGGAAGUGGUUCAUCCCUCUCUUGGACAUUGCAAAAUGCUUACUUAUUUGAGUUUGACGGGUUGUGUCAAACUUAAGAAGCUUCCAAAAUUUGUCUGUAUGGAAUCUCUCGAGAUUCUUCUCCUUGAUGAAUGCACGCGCUUAAAAAGAUUUCCAAAAAUCUGUGGAGAUAUGCUGCGCUUAUCAAUACUGUAUGUAGAAUCCCCCUGGAUAAGAAGCUUACCCCCGUCUCUCAGCGGCCUUAGUCGUUUGAAACUGAAAGGUUGUGAAGUUCUUGAAAGUAUUCCAGACUCUAUUCUAAAUCUUGAAAGACUUCACAUUUCAGGUUGCAAUAAACUUACAACUUUGCCAAACAGCCUCUUUGAAUCACAACAAUGGAUAUUUCUUUAUAUAUACCGAUGUUCUGGAUUGGUAGAGCUCCCCGUAUCUCUUGGAGUUCAAAAGAAGCUUGGUUUUUUAUCCGUAGAAGAAUGUGAGAACUUAACGAAGCUUCCAAGCUCUAUUCAGAUGGAAUCCCUUACAGAGCUCAAGAUAUCUAAUUGCCCAAAAUUAACUACAUUUCCAGAAAUAAUCGGAGAUAUGCAUUGCUUGAAAAGUUUGACUCUGGAGUCUACUGGGAUUAGAGAACUGCCUUUGUCCAUUGGGAAUCUGAGCGGCCUCGAAUAUCUCAAUCUGAAAAGUUGUGAAGAUCUUGUAAGUCUACCAAACAGUCUCUGUAAGUUGAAGAAUCUUCAACGGCUUAUUCUUCGUGGCUGCAAAAAGCUUCCAGGAAACGUUGGUGAUCUGCAAGAGUUUGAGACACUUGAUGCGAGUAUCAACAUUCCUCAUGUUUCGUCUUGCAUCAAGUAUCAUGUUUAACCUCCUCGGAGAUAUGUUGAUCUUUGCAGACUAUCAUUUAGCCUUGAAGAGCCUCGGAGAUCUAUUAAAUAAGUGUUUUAAGCUGCGUAUGCUGUCAAUAUCAUGGCGUGGUCAUGAGAAAUCCGAAUGCCAAACUGUCUCAAGUGAACAAGUUAAUGCGUUGAAGUUGCUACGACAUUUUCUCCAGACAUGCAUCCAGUGUGACUUCUGCCAAAGGAUUUCUUUUCUCAUUUGUUUUCCUGAAGUCAGAAUUCCAAAGUUGUUCGAUUAUCAGUUCAUAAAUCAAAAAGUGAUCUCAAUUGAUCUGAAACCAUCUUGGUAUAACGAUAAGUUCAUGGGGUUUUCACUGUGUUAUUGUCCUGUACUUGAAGCAAAUGUGAGUUUAAUAGCU